Hylaeus volcanicus is the source of this 945-nucleotide messenger RNA. RefSeq lists its product as uncharacterized. The record is from RefSeq and is a predicted model, not a curated record. NCBI's taxonomy places the organism in Eukaryota, Metazoa, Arthropoda, Insecta, Hymenoptera, Colletidae. The transcript has 3 exons. The coding region runs from base 1 to 945 and encodes 314 amino acids.
AUGGAGAGCAUCUACGCCGUAAUAUUUACCCUAAUCCUGAUGCUCCCUAUCAUCGUCCAGUUGCAAAUGCUAAUCGCAAAUCCAAAGAAGUUUCUCGCUCUGUUCCGCUACUAUUCAACCAACGACGCUACCGACAAAAACUCCGCGCCGAAGCUAUUGCAGCACUAUCCGAAGGAGCCAGGUGUGAUCAAAGCCAGAUCCGACUCCAAGAUGCUGUUAACCAACUUGAGGACCGUUUCGUCUUUGCCCGCCGUGCCCCGCGUGUUAUCGAUCACGAAACCGGGGAGUCACGUCGAUGCGGUUCUGCCGGAGGCGAGGUAUUCGUCCACCUUCCUAAAAACGGACGAGGUGCUUCCGGUGGUGGACAUUACGUGGACCUACAGCUCGUACAGGUACAAAGCGUUCGAGUCGUGCCUGCGGGAUCACUACGGCGCCCGUUACCCGCCAGGGGAAGUCGUGUUGAACUCGAUGCAGUUGCAUCUGCCGGACUCGAGCACGAACGUCGGUCCGCGCUCGGCGGGUCUCUUUGACUUCGUCAAAGAGAGCGAGACGGCGCUGAACGGACCCGAGGUAUCGAGGAAGCUGGAAAUUGAGUAUCUUAAUCCGUUGGAUCACUUUGUGACGAGGCGACUCGGCAGACCCUCGACCGAGGAGAGAUUCACCGAGGCGCCGUGCGAGCGAGCGGACGAGGAACGACGCCAGUCGAUCCACGACGCGCCGCGACGCUCCGAUCCUAUCAGAGACGUAAUCACCCGCCAGGAAAAGAAUGCCAGGAUCAAUCGGAGAUCCUCGAGAAAGAUCGAGACCCCGUCCAGAUGCAAUUUGUCAGCGCCCCGACGUGUUUACGGGCCGAACGAUUCCCAACCGAGAAGAAACGUUCCGUCGCUGGAGAACACGGCCUCUUUGAGACCCAGAACCGAGACUCGAUGGCCCGCGAUCGAUUAG